Messenger RNA from Drosophila innubila, 1599 nucleotides. RefSeq names its product phosphoglycerate kinase. Gene Ontology annotation, biological process: gluconeogenesis; glycolytic process. Bases 167 to 1552 code for a protein of 461 amino acids. The record is from RefSeq and is a predicted model, not a curated record. Gene Ontology annotation, molecular function: ATP binding; phosphoglycerate kinase activity; ADP binding. NCBI's taxonomy places the organism in Eukaryota, Metazoa, Arthropoda, Insecta, Diptera, Drosophilidae. The transcript is spliced from 2 exons. Gene Ontology annotation, cellular component: cytosol.
UAACACUGUACACUUUGCCGCCUUAAAUUGUGAACUGUAAUGGCUAGAAUUCAAAUUGAUUUUUAACAGCUUGAGAUAAAUAAUUCUAUGACAUAACUGCGUAUGUGUAAAAUUUAUUUUUGUAUAUUGUAAUAAAAAUUAUCAGUUAAAAGCGAAGAAAGAAAAGAUGCUACUUUUGGAGCAAAGACUGUGCAAUGCAGUUGAAUCCAUUGUGAAUCAAAAUAAAUUCAUUGCAAAUGGCUGUAAGCUUCAAGUACUGCGAACUUUUACCGAUAAGCCGGAAUGUAAGGCCGAGGGGAAACUGCCAAGGAAGUUGAGCCUGAAGAAUGUUAAUGUAUCCGGGAAGCGUGUCUUUAUGCGGGUCGACUUCAAUGUGCCCAUGAAGGAUGGCAAAAUAACGAACAAUCAACGGAUUCUGGCCGCGUUGCCAACCAUUCAUCAUGUGCUGGAGCAGAAUUGUAGAUCUGUGGUACUCGCUUCGCACUUGGGGCGUCCAGAUGGUAAGAAGAACAAGGAAUUCUCAUUGUUACCUGUGGCAAGGGAGCUGGAAAAGGUGCUGGAGUGGCCAGUCUGCUUUAUAGACGACUGUGUUGGAGAACUUGCAGUGGAAGCUGCCGAGAAUCCACCUAAGGGAGCCGUUAUGCUGCUGGAGAAUCUUCGUUUUUAUCCAGAGGAAACGGGCAGCUUCAAGGAUGAGAAGGGAAACAAGGUUAAAGCUGAUCCGGAAAAGAUUAAAGACUACCGUUGCAAGCUAUCCAAAUUGGGAGACAUCUAUGUCAAUGAUGCCUUUGGGACAGCUCAUCGUGCCCACAGCUCUAUGAUGGGCGAGGGAUACGAAGUCCGUGCUGCUGGCUUUCUGCUGGACAAGGAAUUGGAAUACUUUGCCAAGGCGCUGGACAACCCAAAGAAACCAUUUCUGGCUAUAUUAGGUGGCGCCAAGAUUGCGGACAAGAUACCGCUGAUAAACAAUUUGUUGAACAAGGUCGAUCAGAUGAUUGUGGCUGGUGGCAUGGCCUUCACAUUCCUCAAGAUCAUCAACAGCAUGGAGAUUGGCAAAUCAUUGUACGAUGAGAAGGGCGCCAAAUUAAUCAACGAUCUCAUGAACAAGGCCAAGGAGAAAAAUGUCCAAAUAAUGUUACCCAUUGACUUUAAAUGCGCCCAAAAGAUCGACAAAGAUCCCGGCGAGAUCAAGAUGGCUGAUAUAAAGCAAGGCAUACCCAAGGAUUUUAUGGGUCUCGAUAUUGGUGCGAAAACCAUUGAAGAAUACAACGCAGCCAUUGUAAAGGCCAAGACUAUCGUGUGGAAUGGACCACCCGGUCUCUUUGAGAAUGAGAAAUUCGCUGAUGGCACCAAGGCCAUGCUGGAGGCUAUUAUUUGUGCCACAAGCCGAGGCGCCACCACAAUUGUGGGCGGUGGAGAUACGGCUACUGCUUGUAAGAAUUUCGGAGGCACUGAUCAAGUCUCCCAUGUCUCCACUGGCGGUGGCGCUGCUUUGGAGUUACUCGAGGGCAAAAAUCUACCCGGAGUCGCCGCCUUGUCAGAUGCCAAGUGAUAAAUUACUGAAUCAUCAAUUAAAAUUUUAUUCGGUUGGUACUUUUA